CUAAAAUUCUUCUUUUGUAGGUAACAAGAUUGAAGCUAAGGUCGUUCAAGAAGACAUCGCUUACGUGCCGUUUUAUGAGCUACAACAACGACCAUUGCUGUCAGGGCAGCCACUAACUCUUACCAUUGCAGAAUUCUGCUUACUGCUACUACUGUUGCUUCUGCUGCAGCAAUUUGGUAAUGGAUUUAUGGAUUACUAAGGAAGGUAUUUAUAAAGUGUUUGGUUAGAUAGAUAGAUUAUAGUUUAUGUGCUUUGACUUAUUGCUGCUAAGUAGGUUUGUGUUUUCUAUACAUUACUUGAUCUUGUCUCUUCCUUUUGAUUGAAUAACAAUUGUUUGGGAUACCCAUUGAUCUUACUUGUUAAUCUCUUUCUUUUGAUAGAAUACCUAUUUAUUUAAUAUUCAUUUUGUUCAUUACUUCGCUUCUAUUCAAAGUAUUGGAUAAUUGCUUCACGUUUGAGUGACACAUUCUGUGAUGAUCUAUUGAUUUGCAACAUAAUCGUGAGAGGAGGUUUGCAAGUUAGAAGAACUUAGUUGACGUUACAAUUAGCUUCCCUUAUAAUUGAGAGCGAGAACAUUAUGAGUCUUAUGAGCUUUUAGGAGUUACUAAUCUAGGAUUGACGCCCCUAGUGUCUGUAAUCUACUUUGUGCCGCAUGGGCAAUAGUUAUGUGACUCUGAAGUGCGGAUUUCUGGAAGGGAGCGUGUACUGCACUAUUGGUAUAUCACAAACCCCUAGGUCCAGAGGAUUCGCUAGAUCACAGGGUCUAGGAGAUCGUGAAACCUUCAGAACUCGGUCGUUGGACACACACCUUUCCGCUUCAAAACCUCAACCCACUACUCUAUUAGCUAGUAUAGAGAAGCAAAGGAUCGAUCCCACGAGGGCGAAUGAGUUAGCAUGCAUUUGGAGGGUUUUGGGAGGGGUUGGCUGUUGUCAUGCAACAAGUGGGUCGAGAAUUUUAAACUACUGGGUCACGAGAAUUAAAAGCGCUUCAAGUACUAGACCUAAGAAGAGAGAAACACAAACGCAUUCAUGAUUCGAAACUUGAAAUUAACUACAGAGGGUUUAUCAAACUACUGGGUCAAGUAAAAAAGUUUCCUAAAACGGUGAGACAACAAAGCAAGAAAAAAUAACAUAACAGAUUUCCCGAAUUAGCUAACAAUAGAAAAAGCUGCAAAAAGCAAACAAACAACGGGUCUAACUACCAAAGAUCUUCAUCUUCUUCAGCAAAUAAACAUGAGCAUGAACAAAACAGAGCAAACUCAGAUCGAACGUCAAUCAUUAUGAUUAAGUAGAAAACUAUCAGAUCUAAGUUACCAGGUCAAGUAAAUCGAAAGCAAUAGACAUAGCCAUGCAGAUCCAACAAGUACGUAUCAGAUUCAUCUCUCGAAACCACAAUCUACUCCAGAUCCAGCCAAUCCAAACUCAACAACAUUCAGAUCCAUCUCCUUCAACUCCGAUUCAAACAAUUCCUCAACAAACAAACUUAGAUUCAACCAAUCUCAACUCAAAUUCAACAGUCAAUUGCAAAAAACAUCCAAAAUCAGUAAAACCCACAUCAAACAUCAAAAACCAAAGUAUAACAGAAAAUAGAAACUGCCAUAACCACGGAAAUAAGAUCCAUAACACAAAAGCAGUCACCGAGCUCCCGGCAAGGAAGUUCACGGCUAGAAUAAACGACAGAAAAUAAAAAUAAAUUGUAUCUUCGCCCUCGUGAGGACGGUGUUACACCACAGAAACUAACUAUCGCCAAGCCUGCCCAAAAUCUCCCAUCGGUGCCAAGUGCGUGUGAAGUGAACUAAGACUAAAGAAUGAAACUAAGGAGACUAAGAGUGAAAGAUAAAAGUGAUCAAAAAGCUCUAUUCUUCAAAAGGGGUCGUCCCUUUAUAUAGGCACGAAUCCCUAGGGCACUCCUUCUUCAUAAUUUUUCUUUUUAGCCCUUGAUCCUUGCUCCAUUUUUUGUAUUCUGCCAGCGUUUCUUUUCAUUUCCUCGGUUUGGUAAAUUGCUGGCGUUUUUCACUUCAUUUUCCUCCUUUUCCUCUGCCCCUGGUAAUUUGUCUGCCCUUCUUGGGUUCGGCAGAUUUUUCACGCACCUGAACUUACAAACACUUAUUAGUCCACUGAAUUUACAGAAUUUAUACACAUAACCAAUGCAUGAAAUGAGCCUUAUCAGACUCGUUCUAGUGAAGUAUGAAUUGUGUUAGGGUAUCGUAGUUGGAAUUUGUAUAACCAUAACUGCACAUUUAUGGAAUUCCAUUACCUCAUUUGAUUAUUCUCUGUGAUUUUAUGUGCAUCUAUUACUUGUUUUAUUGUUUUUAAAAAUUUUAUUUUCAAAAACCCAAUUUCUUUGUUCCUCCAAAUAGUAUAAGAAGCCUAUUAGAAGGUAAACAAUUUUCUGUGGUUGAUACCCGAUACUGACUAUUAGUUAUACUAUAUAUACUCUGUAUACUUGCAGAUUUAUUUAGUGCUAAUAAAAUGUGCAUCACUCAACAACGAAGAUUAUGUUUUUUGGACCGAAGUAUUAUUAUGUUUUUGUAAAUUUUGGUGAUAAGAAUAGGGUAAAUUGCCUAAAAAGUCACAAACAUUGGGGAAAGUUUGGUUUUUCCCACAAACUAUAAAAGUUGCGCCUAAAGUCACGAACUUUAUCGGAUCGUGCAUAUUUCCCAAACUACCCGACCUGGUGGCAUAUUUCCAUUAAAAACUUAUCCCACGUGGCAUGCCGAAGGCAUGACUUGGCAAAAUUUCUGGCUUAACCCUAAACUCAGGUAAUAUAACCUCUUUUUGGCUGAUUUUAAAAGAGCAACCCCAAUUCAAUCGACGGAAAACGUAAUCGACAAGAGUGAAAUCGUCGACAAACCGGUUUAGGGACGAAAUCAGUGACGUGUAAAGAAGAUUCAAUAAAAAAAGCAUAAAACAAAGAUGUUUUGUGCCCAGUCAAAAAUUUUGCCAAGUCACGCCUCCGCCAUGCCACGUGGGAUAAGUUUUUAACUGAAAUAUGUCGUCAGGUCGGUAGUUUAGGAAAUUUGCACGAUCCGAUAAAGUUCGUGACUUUAGGCGCAACUUUUAUAGUUUGUGGGAAAGCCAAACUUUUCCCAAAGUUUGUGACUUUUUAGGCAAUUUUCCCAUAAGAAUAAUGGACAUGCUGUGAUAAAAUUUUCAAGCUAUCACUUAUGGGCCUGGUAGAAGCCCAAAAUAUGCACAAAAACCGAAAACCCAUUUAUAGCCCAAUAAUCAACCCAUAAACCUUAUGCCCAGUCCGUUUAAAGCCCAAUUCCCGAUUAUCUUGUUGGCGGAUCCAAUCUGCGUUGAAUUACUCGGAUGGAAACCGGAGCUGAUUGAUCUUGUGAGGGAUUUCAUCGAAAAUUCAGGCUUUUUGUUAGAUUCAUGGGAGAAAGGAUUGUUAUUACCGAUAUGGAUGCCCUUGCAGUUGAAAUGCCCAACACUAAACAGUUAAUCUCAUGGCAAGUAGCCUCCAAAUGCAUGGAGACAUUCUUGAGGAAUAUUCUAAGCUUGCAAUGCUUCUUCAAGCAGGAAUUCAUGCUGCUUGGGUAUAGGAUUGGACAGAUUUGAGAACUCGGUGUAAAGAGCUGCAUUUGUUGAUGCCAUUCUUAUAACAGCAUGACCAAUAGAAGGCUUCACUGAGAGCUUAGGACCUCUACCGUAGAAGAUAAUCAAGAAGGCGAAGUCGCGGGAACUUUAUGAAACAAAUCGUGUCAAACGAAUAGUAAUGUCCGUUGUGACGUGUUUGCCAGUGAUUUGCUACUACCACGUUGCACUCGGUAUUAUGAGUGAUUCAAAAGGAGCCGUUACAACUUGCAAAGUUGACCGCUGAGGAGAUAAGUUGGGAUUGCUUCAUUCUUCCUUUCAUUUUCCUUUUCUGGUUCAAGAUAUACGCAUAUUUGACUUUCCAUCACCUAUCUGCGGCACAAUUUAGUCUAUUACAGAAGAACGAAAACAAGGAGGCUAAAGACUGUUGUUGUCAUGUCUGAGAUUGGGAACGAGUUCGCCCAUUUGCGGUCUGACUAUGUGCCACCAAUUGGACACAUUGAAGAAGUUAUAAUAAACAUUUUGUCCAGGCUUCCUGUGAAAACAGUUGUAGCGUGCAAAUGUGUUGCCAAACAUUGGUUGAAAUUGAUAUCUGAACCACAAUUUCCUCAUUUGCAACUAAACUGGUCGAAGAAAAAACCAAAAUAUAUCAUAUGUCCUUAUCCUGAGGACUAUGAUACGAUCAAUCAUCUAUGUCUACUGGAGGGAAAUGGGAAAAUCAUUGAAGAUGUCCCCCUUUUUGGUUUUGACGAAGUUUGCUCGCCUGAGAUGACUUGUUUCUUGAAUGGUCUCAUAUGCAGUGUGAAUGAAGAUAGUGAUGGUCUGAAUGAUGUGGACAUCAAUAUUUUCAACCCGAUUACUCGUGACUCCAUAGUACUUCCUAGAGGAAGUCCCUCGGUAGUUAUCCCAUCGGUUGGGAUUGGUUUUGACCCCAAGAGUAAUGACUUCAAAGCAUUUCGCUUCUUCUCGGAUUCAUCUAAAGGGGAAGAUGUUAAAUAUAAGUGUGAGGUAUACACCUCUGGUUCUACAGCGUGGCGAAGAAUUUCUGAGGAUGUGCAACGGCCCCAGAGUAGUCCCAUUAACCCAUUCUGCCCUUACUAUGCUAGUAUAGCUGGAACAGUUUACUGGUUUGUAUGGUCACAAGAUCAACCUGGGACUCCUGUUCGUAUUCUCUCAGUUGACAUGAACGACAGCUUCACCGAGAUCAGCCUGCCCACCCCUCUUAAUGAGUGGAGUUUCUUGACUGAAAUAGAGGGCUGCUUGUCAGUGGUUCACUUUAGUAAUCCAGAAACAUAUGCACUGAACCAAUAUCAAGAUCCUUAUCUUGAGGUAUAUAAAUUGGAGAACUCCCGGUGGCACUUGAGAUCUAAGUCCACCAUAGAUCUGAUCAACGUCCACAGCAUCAACUCAGUUGCUGCAAGGGAUACUGAAAUAUUCUUCAUCGUUAAACAUGAUGAUGAAUCCAUCUGCUACCUCAUCUUCGAUUUUGUGGAAGAAUCCUUCACGACACUUGAUCUGGAUGAGCAAUUUGAGGGUGAUUGUCCUGUUGCAUUUCCAUUCGUCGAAAGCCUCCUCAAGUGUAAGUAGUGGAGCUUAGGCGAGACAGUUUCUGGACUUCAGUUGCGGUGUUCGUCUUCCUUUAAGUUUGCAACUCUCUGCUUGGAAUAAUUUGCUGGUGGAAGGUGAAAUGGAAUAAGAGACUGAGGUUCCAGUAUUUGAAGCCCUUUCCUUUGUGUUGUGCGUUUAACGUUAAGAAUUUCUUAUAAACUGAAUAAUCUGCUUUUAAAUAUGAAUUUGAGACUUGCAACUAUGUGAUGGUAAGUUGUGAUGAAAUCUAGUUUUAUUUUGUAUCUGUUAA
Messenger RNA from Salvia splendens (bonfire salvia), 5401 nucleotides. Its product is annotated as F-box protein At5g07610-like. The transcript is spliced from 6 exons. Gene Ontology annotation, molecular function: protein binding. The record is from RefSeq and is a predicted model, not a curated record. The coding region runs from base 3979 to 5130 and encodes 383 amino acids. NCBI's taxonomy places the organism in Eukaryota, Viridiplantae, Streptophyta, Magnoliopsida, Lamiales, Lamiaceae.